Vanessa atalanta (red admiral) is the source of this 9923-nucleotide messenger RNA. It is a transcript of the gene fry, whose product is annotated as protein furry. The record is from RefSeq and is a predicted model, not a curated record. Gene Ontology annotation, biological process: neuron projection development; cell morphogenesis. Lineage: Eukaryota; Metazoa; Arthropoda; Insecta; Lepidoptera; Nymphalidae. Bases 294 to 9452 code for a protein of 3052 amino acids. Gene Ontology annotation, cellular component: site of polarized growth; cell cortex. The transcript has 58 exons.
AACCUAUGUGUCAAAUAAAUGCUAAAAUCUCUAUCAAAAACUUAAUAAAACAGUUAAUUUGCCAAUGACGGGGUGAUUGUGGAAAAUUCGAUAAAAUUUAGUUUUAUUGUACCUGAUUGUUUUAUUUGUUUGAACAAGAUGUUAAUAUUUCGAGUUAUAGCAGGACUAAUGCCGAGCUAAAACCGAGGAACAAUGUUGCAGAUGGGAGUCUUGUUUAAUGAUGUUAUUAAAGUGACAUAAUCACAAAUCAACCAUAUUCCCAUCUUAGCUGAUUAAUAAUUUGCAUAUACAAUAUGAUGACCUCGGAGGAAUCCGACUCUUUGAGUACAAUACCUUCAGACGGCCACCCCGAAGAUGCAUCAGCAUCAGGCACUGAAGAAGCUCCUUCUUCUAUGGUAUCAAGCGAGGCGGAAUCGGACGGCAGUGUGCUGUCCGAGCCCCCACGUCACGAUACAAUAGACAAUAUGUUGAACCACACUGAAACUGGCUCAAUGGACCAGACGCAGAAUUCACUUGACAAGACCCUCGGGCCCACUGCCGAUGUACGAGCGGUUGGCAGUACUUUAGCAUCUUUAGUUUCUACAAGAGGCUCAAUGCUCCCAUGGGGUCCCAACAAGGGUGUCUUCGUUCCUACAUCAGAUACAGAUCUAAGACCAGGGGAGUAUGUAAUGCGUCUCCUCUUCACGGAGUUCACUGUGCAGGCUGAGAGGAAGAUGGAAGCGGUUAUGGCUGAGCCUUUGGAAAAGCCACUCAACAAGACCCUGCAGAGAGGUGAAGACCCACAGCUAGAUCAAAUACUCUCUGCAUUUGGUACAGUAGCAGAACACUGCCUUCCGUCUCUGCUGCGAGCCCUGUUCGGCUGGUUGGAGAGGCAGAUGGCGGAGUCGCCACAACUGAAUGAACAAGCCAAAAAACCUCAUCAAGAUUUGAGAAAUAAAAGCAUAAUCUACAUAGUAUCAGGCAGUGGAGCUGGAACCGAGCAAGUUGAACGGAGUUGUGAGGAGCUCCAGGCGGAGCGGCGAGAUUUGGCCGUGGAGUUCCUCUUCUGUCUGGCCUUGAUUGAGGUUUUGCGGCAGCUGCCCUUCCACCCGGGUCAUGAAGAUCUCGUGCAGUACAUAGAGAAUGUGGCCUUCAAGCGAUUCAACUAUAAAGAAGGUUUGCAGUCAAACCCGAAUGCAGCUAACGUGCACAUCAUAGCUGAUUUAUACGCAGAAGUUAUUGGCGUGCUUGCUCAGUCACGUUUUGCCUCCGUGCGAAAACGAUUCACAGCAGAAUUAAAGGAGCUAAAAAGCCGCGAGCCAUCACCUCACACAACACAAAGUAUAAUAUCCCUGUUAAUGGGUAUGAAGUUCUUUCGAGUCAAGAUGGUGCCAAUUGAGGAAUUCGAGGCGUCCUUUCAAUUUUUGCAAGAAUGUGCUCAGUACUUCCUCGAAGUUAAGGACAAAGAUAUCCGGCAUGCGCUGGCCGGACUAUUCGUUGAGAUACUUGUACCAGUUGCAGCGACCGUGAAAAACGAAGUAAACGUACCAUGUCUCAAGAAUUUCGUCGAGAUGCUCUACAGCCACACACUAGACACGAGCACCAAAUCCAAACAUCGCCUGGCGCUGUUCCCGCUGGUCACGUGUCUACUUUGCGUAUCCCAGAAGCAGUUCUUCCUGGCGAACCUGCAUUGCUUUCUCGCCAUGUGCCUGUCACAUCUAAAAAAUAGGGACCCUAAAAUGUGCAGAGUGGCACUUGAGUCGCUGUAUCGUCUUCUUUGGGUGUACAUGAUCAGAAUCAAGUGCGAGAGCAACUCAGCCACGCAGUCUAGGCUGCAGAGUAUUGUGAAUUCACUAUUCCCGAAAGGAUCCAAAGGGGUUGUACCACGUGACACACCAUUGAACAUCUUCGUCAAAAUUAUACAGUUCGUUGCGCAAGAGAGGCUCGAUUUUGCGAUGCGAGAAAUAGUCUUUGAUUUGCUAAUGGUGGGACGACCCAUUAAAAUCAUUUUAACACCGGAAAGAAUGUCGAUCGGACUCCGAGCGUUCCUGGUCGUAGCUGAUAGCCUUCAGCAGAAAGAAGGGGAGCCGCCUAUGCCUAGAACAUCUGGCACUCUACCCUCAGGGAAUACUUUACGCGUUAAGAAGACUUUCCUUAACAAAAUGUUGACGGAUGAGACAGCUCGGUCUAUUGGUAUGAGUGCCUAUUUUCCAUACGUAAGGCGGGUUCUGGUGGAAAUCCUCAGGGCUCUAGAUGCUCAUUAUGGACGGCCAUUGAUGCUAACGAAUACCCAAAACGUGACCAAGGAACAGGAGAUUAAUACAGGCGAAAGGAAGCCGAGAAUCGACUUGUUUAGGACAUGUGUUGCUGCAAUACCAAGGUUGAUACCGGAAGGCAUGAGUCCGAACGAGCUGGUCGAUCUUCUGUGUCGGCUAACAGUGCAUAUGGAUGAAGAAUUGCGAGGACUUUCGUUCCAAAGUCUACAAACGCUGAUUGUGGACUUCCCAGAGUGGCGGCAAGACGUUCUCGCUGGGUUUACGCAGUUCCUAGCGAAGGAGGUUCAGGAUACAUCACCGCAACUGGUUGAAAACGGACUUCGAAUGCUAUUACAACUGGUAACGAGUUGGAAGAAUGGUGAACCUAGUGCUUCGCCACCCAAGCCUGAACCUCUCGCUUCUAUCAUCAGAGGAGCCGAGGCUUUGGGACUGGUUAUGCUGUGCCAGGGUAAAGCGUAUCCUCGGCGCCUGGCUGUCCAUAUCCUUAGAGAAACUAAGUACUUGCUUGAGAGGCUACAACUGAAUAGAGAUGAACCUGCGCUCAUAGACGCAGCAGACAUACACGUACCGUACUUCACUGAGAAGUGCUUACCUAUUCUGCCACCGACUGAGAAGCAAGCUUUACUGGCUGCAGCUCAACCUGACUUAGUGUGGGUGGCGGAACGAAGCCAUGCUGUUUGGACAGCUGGACUGCAACACGACGAAACAUCUUCGAAGAAUAGCUGGAGUGGGAGCUCUACUAAUGGUGCCGACCCUUGGGAGGUGGUUCUAUUCGGUUUACUCGAGAAAAGUCGGGUGCCGGCUCAGUGUCCCGCGACUGUGUUACAAGCGUGGCCGAUACUGCACGCACGAAUACACGCUCUUUAUACAAUUAUCGAACCAGCACCGGUAAACGACAAUCGUGCGUCUCUACUCUCUCGCGGUCCCGCUUUACCCCGUAAGCCCGAGAAGGAAAGAGACGGCUAUAUGCAAGUAUGGAAGUACUACAUGACAAUGGCAUACCUGGUGGUGCCGGCUGUACCGAGCCCAGUCAUCAGAUGCGCAAGUCCCGACCUAAGCCUGAGCGUGGAGGGCUGGGUCGCGCCGGCUCCGCUGAGCUCGUCCAGCGAGAGCCUCAACACGCCUGGUGGUUUCUUCACGCUGCCCUUGAGCUAUGCGCGCUCUCACAAGCAUCACAAGCGGACGAGUUCGUCGCCCGACUCGCUGAGCGAGCGCAGUGGCGGCGAAGCCCGGGGCGCUCACGCGGCGCCCGCUUCGCUGCACAAGCUCGCGGUGCCGCUGGCGCGCUGCGAGGCGCCCGAAGUGAGGGACGCGGCUGUCGCGGCCUGUGGACAUAUUAAUCCGGACGCGCUCAAGGAUUUAUUCGAAGAACUAAUACCAUUACUGCGAGAAGCCGUCGAUCGCAAACAAGAAAAUAUGCGAAGGCGACGACGACGUGACGCCCUUCGGUUACAUUUGAACAAAAUGUUGCUCAUCAUUGCACAAAGGAAAACAUUCGCUACAAGCUCAUACGCGCUAGAGAGCGGUGGCCUCCACUCCAGCAUCACGGAGUACCUGGAGGGAGUGCGGCAGUGUCUCGAGGUUGAAGCGGAGAAAGAUGCUCCAGCUGCCAGAGAGCAGCGGCUCACAUUUGCUGACUUCGUCACUGAACUCAUUAAGAGUUUUCCACUUGAAAUGUACGGGUCGUUGCUAAAACGGGAGCUGUGCAAGAGCCUGUUCAGCCUGUUCGCCGGCUGGUGUGGGCCGUUAGCCAAACACCUCGGCACCCUCGAGCCGCAGCCGCAGGCACCGGAAAUCGACGACAGGCUCAACCUCGCCGCGCUCAAAGCAAUGAGUGCUUUGGUGUGCUGCGGGCCGUGCUUCGCCCCCGCCGCGCUUGCUGAAGAUGGUUCUCUUUACCCGUGGCUCAGCGAGAUGCUAUCCUCCACCAACGACAAGAUAUACGAACUGGCCCGUGAGACGAUAGUGUUGUUACUCGACUGCAACCCCGACAUCGGGCCGCUGCUGGACUGGACCGUGGACAAGUGCUUUACCGGUCCUCCGAGAGUGGCCGAUGGAUGUUUCAUGGCUCUUGCGACCAUCUUCAGUGCUAGGGAGUACCCGUGCGACCACUACACGGCGAUCAUCAAUGUCACGCUGAUGUGCACUGGCUGUCCAAGGGCUCCGGUUCACGAGAGCGCGUUACAGCUCUUGCAAUUGCUGGAUAAACGUUUCUUUGGCACCGUCGGACCGCUACCGGCUGAUGACGAAAACGCGUCGGAGAAAGGGCGAGGCACGCUGGACGUACUGUUAUGCACGACCUACUGUCGCUCGCAGCUGUAUCUGUCACGACAGCUCUCUCAGCUACACCCGGAGUUAACCAUGCCAAUGUUUUCAGAGAUAACAGCGCGUUUCCAAACCGCUCGUACAGAAGUACGACAAUUGUUGCUUCAGUACUUGUUACCGUGGCUCGUGAACAUCGAGCUCGUUGACCCCAACGUGCCACCCGCCAACCCGCUGUCCUACAUACAGUACUAUGUGUCGGAGGCGGGACGCACAGGACGUCGCGAGGGGCUCGGCUCCGUAGAAGCUACGGAGAUGGUUCUCAACAACCUAUUCUACAUCACAGUAAAGUUCUCGGAUAAUCACCCGAAGGAAAUCGAAGAGUUGUGGUCGACGCUAUGCGCUUGCUGGUCCAACAAUCUCAAGGUCAUCAUUAGAUAUCUCAUCAUCGUCUCGGGGAUGGCACCGAACGAGCUGUUACCAUACGCAAAACGCGUUGUGCUAUACUUGGCGCGAUCGAGGCCCGAGCGUCUCCUGGACGAGAUGAUGACUGAAUUGCAAACCGUGGAAACUCUCAACUGCCUCAUCGAGAGAACGGAGACGCCACCUUUCUACCGACUCACUUCGAUGCGGAAAGCGACAUCUGGUCACAGCGAUGGACCGGGGACCGGCUCACAGGAUGCAACGGGUCGCACGGGAGAGCUGGCUCCGGUUGAAAAAGGCACCAUUCACACUAAGCGCCACAGCGGCGAGGACCCGGCAAAGACAUCCAGUGCUAAAACGGAAUUGCCCCGUAUACAAGACAAGCGCACGUCUGCACCGCCGUGCCCCACGCCGCCCGCCGACGACGACCCGUCACCGCCCUCCGACGGAGACGCUACGCCUACGGGUAUGUGCGGUGAUUCUGGAGGCGCGGUGAGUGCUCCCAGUACCCCGCAGGAAGCGCGCGUUGACUCGCUGCAGCCUCGGCCCCUACCCAUGCCGGAGUACGGGGGCUUUUUCGCUCUUCUCACUGAAUACCUCCCCGACACAAACCAGCCAGUAUCCGGUUUCCACAGGUGCAACGUAGCGGUUAUGCUGCUCUGCGAUGUGGUGUUGGACGGAGUGGAACUCGAUUGGUCCAUACACGUGCCGCUUAUGCUGCACAUAGUAUUCCUCGGCAUGGACCAUACCAGGUGGAUAGUCCAUCAACACUGCCGGCAGCUGCUACUCAAUCUAUUGGUAGCCGUGGCAGCUCACCACGAUCACCUGACGAUCGCGCGAGUGCUGCUGGCGGCUCGAUCAGCCCAGCUUGGUCUCGGUCUACCGCCGCCGCCCUUGCCACUAGUACCGCAUAAUUUUUCUGAACCAGACGCAGUGUUCGACAACUUCCCUCAGUGCGCCCACUCGCCGCGCUCGCACGUGCGCUCACUGUCCUCCGACCCGCAGGUCACCCCCGAAGGUGAAACAGACAAUUAUCCCUCGCUGCCAGUUAUAGUAACUGGCGAAGCGGAACAAGAACCCGAAGCGGAGCCAGAAGCGCCGCCAGCGGAGCUCCCUGUAGCUGACGUCAUCAAGUCCAUGGUUCAUUACUUAGCGAGUAGACCGACGCACAUGCCACUGUGGCAAUAUGAAGACAUCACUGCUAAAGUGUGGAGUCUCCGCAGUUGUCAGCAGAUGGCGACGCUUCUUCGUCACGCACUUCGGAUUUUUCGUGAGUCUCUGCCUCACGCACUAAUAUCGGAGCGCUGGGCGCAGACCGCUUUACAGCUGGGCCUGUCGUGCCCUUCCAGACACUACGCGGGGAGAUCUUUACAGGUAUUUCGUUUCAUCGGCGUGGCCAUGACAGGUCGGAUGGUCUCCGACAUUCUUUCCCGCUUAGUGGAAACUGUCGCUGAACAGGGCGAGGACAUGCAGGGCUAUGUGACUGAACUUCUCCUGACAUUGGAAGCGGCCGUUGAUUCGCUGGAGUCGAACUUCAGACCGCUAGACUACAUGCGUGACAUAUUCAAGAGCACACCAAAUUUGAACAACAAAGAUGGCGGACCACAGCCAAACGGAAACGUAUAUGCUGCGGGUAAGAGAUCGCCGGGAGUGUGUGUCGGAUGCGUCAGCAACCACACGCGCAGUACAAGCUACUCAGUGUCGUACUGCGUUCGCAAGAGCAACGCCCCGCCCUCCGCGGAGAAGCAACCGCACGAACCACGAACCCGACCCUGCGAAUCGACAAAGGGCGUUUGCUCGAAUUUAUGUCGCUCGCGUUCUGCACAAUCACUCAAACUGUUGGGCGACACCGCGACACAGGACGAUAAGCUGACGAUCCUCGCUACACUGUUCUGGGUCGGCGCUUCACUCCUGGAAUCUGACUACGAGCAUGAAUUUCUACUUGGUGUGAGACUCCUCUCGAGGGUCAUGGCUCGUCUACCGCUAGACCGGCCGGAUGCUAGGGAGCGCCUGGAUCGAACACAGGCCCACGGAACGCAUGGACCAUCAUCGCUACACUCGCUGCUGCUAAAGGGUUGCACCCAUCCGAACACGUACGAGCCGGUUGUUGGUGUCUUGGUGGAUAUGAUCCCGCUCCUCGAGCUGCCGGUCAUCGACCCCACGCAGUCUCUCGCCUUCCCCAUGACCGUAGUGGCAUUGUUGCCCUAUAUGUUAUUGCACUAUGAGGAAGCCAAUGAACUCUGCGUACGCGCAGCUUGUCACAUCGCACAGUUUACAGCUGAAAAGAGUAAAAAGCUAGAGAACCUCGGCACGGUGAUGACGCUGUACUCCCGGAGGACCUUCAGCAAAGAGAGCUUCCAGUGGACUAAGUGCGUCGUGAAAUACCUGUGGGAUACGUACUCGCACCUCUCGCUGCAGAUGCUGGCCUUCCUUGUUGAAGUCCUGGAAAAAGGUUCAGUGACUCUGCAGCUGCACGUGCUGUCGAUCCUGCACUGCAUGCUGUACUACGUGGAGCUGAACGCGCCGGCCGCUCAGCCGGUCAAUGCGGACCUGUUGCGCGCUGUUGCGAAGUUUAUCGACCAAGACGGUAAUAACUAUAAAGAAGCUAUGAAGAUCUUGAAACUGGUGGUGACCCGAUGUUCCACGCUCGUUGUACCACCACACUGGGACCACGCCUCCUCUGUACUGGAUACCGACUUACACGGCAAAAAGGAACUUCCGGGCCGUACAAUGGAUUUCACCUUCGACCUCUCCCAAACGCCAGUGAUUGGUCGCAAAUACUUACCGAAGAGUGGCAGUCAUCCUGCCACUGGACCCAGCUCGCUCUCUAACGCCUCUAGCGUCACACCCGAUAAAGGUUCGUCAAUGACAGGCUCCGCGUCCACCGUUGUGGGAGCUGAGACGAGCGGGGCGAAUGCUACUCAACCUCAUAGCGCGGCCUCGCCGCGUCGCUCUCUCUCGCUCUCUCCUGCAGACGCUCUCGCUUCCGGGUGGAAACGACCUUGGAUGUCGCAGAGUCGCGUCCGUGAAUGUCUCGUGAAUCUCCUGACCACGUGCGGCCAGAGGGUGGGCCUGCCGAAGAGUCCAUCUGUGAUCUUCAGUCAAAGUUCGGAGUUGUUAGAGCGAGAGUCCUCUAUGGCAUCUUCCCUGGAGGAGGUGUCAGGUACGCCAGGAAACGAGCCGUCUGGCGGCGCUCCGCCGACGGAUCAUUUCGGAGUCUUCAAAGACUUCGACUUUUUAGAGUACGAGAGUGAGAGUAUCGAGGGUGAGAGCUCCGAUAACUUCAACUGGGGCGUCCGUCGUCGUCUCUUAAGCGAGGAACGCGAAGAGGGCGGAGCUCCCGAGCGCAGUCCUCCGCCCCACCGCAGCAAGCCCCACGAGCACAAUGAUCACCAGCAUCACACGAAAACUGGUCAAGAGGACUCCUCGGAUGAGGAAGGUGGAUGGGAAGAAGGAGGACGAGGAGAAGGUGGGGAUGGCGACGCUGGAUCUGCGCAUGAGCUUGCGUUACGUGCGCGCGCACACUCGCUCUCCAGCGCCUCCAGCGGCGAACCUGAUGGUGAACGUGGUGACGUGACUCCGGUGCCGAGUGCGGUAGGUGGCGCAGUGGUAGCGACACCUGGUGGUCUGGUGGCGACGGGUGGCAGUACGGUGGUACGCGACGCAUGGCGCAGCUCGGUGGCGGCGCUGCUACGGCACGCAGCACACUUGCCCCCCAUGGCCCUCGUGCACAGACUGCAUACAGUACUCAAGGAAGUAACAUCGAAGACCAUCUCGGUUUGCGGCGAGGGUGCUCUACUGUCUGGUUCUGGUGGGUCCGGCGGCUCAGGAGGCUCAGGUGACCUCGCCGCAGUUCUGGAACGACUCAGCUCAGAAGAGCCCCCCUUACUCUGGGUGGGGCCUCUGGCUGCAGACUGCGCCCGAGUACGCGACGCGGUGCGAUACGCGGCUCUUGAGAUUAAUGAACAUCUUGAAACGUACUUCGACAGGCGAGAACACGCUUUGGAGACUCUUGAGCUGUCUCGGAAUGCCGAAGAAACAGGAAGAUGCUUGUAUAAAUUGAUCUUCCAACUGCUGCUGCUGCUGGAAACCAAUAACAAGAUGGUGGUAGCGGUCUACCACGCAGCCCUCGACAACCGGGGUGUAGAAAUGAGCGCGGCGGUAAUGUCGGUGCGAGUGGCGCUGACUGCACACGCGGGCGACUCUUGGGGUGAACAUUCGCCCGCGCCGCACGACGAUGCGCGUCUGCUCCACCUCAUACAACGACAGAGAUGGGGAGCUGCACUAGCAUUGGUUCGCGAACGCAACGCUGAACGGAUUCUGGAACGCGGAGAGCUUCCCGAAGAUGACGUAACGAGCUUGCUACAUGUUUACUGUAAAGGACUUUCGCAAGCACAUCCCGAUAUGGUGGCAAUCACUCGGCCGGUGAACGAACUAUCCCAGAACCUGUCCUUCAUGAUGGAGAGCCUGUACAAGGUGUCAGUAUCCCUACAGCGACAAGAGUUCGGCUGAUGCCGCGCCCCCCGCUCGCGCCACCCAGCUCUCUUUAGCUGCUUUAACAUCGACAUAUAAACGAUGGCGCACAUGUGCGCAACCAACGCAUACACUAGACUGCAUCUACGAUAAUAGUACUUCAUACAUACUCAUCCAAAUAUACUCAGAUCAAAUAACGCGCACUAAAUGACCCCUACUCUUAGCGACCUAGAAUUGAUAUAAAUUAUUAACUAUCAUUCCCGGUAUUACAUUUUAAAACUAUUUUAUGCAUUAAGUUAUUAACAAACAAACAUCACACUACGUUCGACGAAUUCGGUAAAUGAUAUGUUGCCGUGUGUACUAGUUGCAUCUACUUCACCAGCUGAAACAUCAAAACAGAAUUAUCGGACGAUAUACCUACGUCGCGUAUCACAGCUUUGUGCUCAGGCACACACAGACACCCAGCUUUGUUAUAAUCAAUACGUAACAUCAUUUCGAAGUUAUCCUUCC